CACAACUACACCAGAAGAAAUGGUUUGCUUCAACAACCCAAAAAUGCUCUGUAAUAAUCACUGAGCUGACAACAAUGCGCCAAUCACGCAUUUCUGCACUCUGACUUCUAUCCUCUGUAAACACCCUUAAUGCUUAAAACCCAUAGCUUAUCCAUUAAUUCGAAACAGAUAAAACAAAGAGAAGGUUUCUCAAAUGGGGGAGGAAGGAGGAGAGGAGUAUCUGUUCAAGAUUGUGGUGAUCGGAGAUUCGGCCGUCGGAAAAUCCAACUUGCUGUUGCGGUUCGCCAGAGAUGAGUUCGACGGCAACUCCAAGGCCACCAUCGGAGUGGAGUUCCAGACGCAGACGGUGGAGGUGGACGGAGGGAAAGUGGUCAAGGUCCAGCUCUGGGACACCGCCGGCCAGGAGCGGUUCAGGUCCGUCACGUCGGCGUACUACAGAGGCGCCGCCGGAGCUCUCAUUGUCUACGACGUGACUCGUACGGACACGUUUGAGAGCACUAGACGCUGGAUUCAAGAGCUGAACAGUCACUGUGACACAGCAGAGGUGAAAAUUCUAGUAGGGAACAAGUGUGAUUUGGAGGGAAUCAGAGAAGUGAGCAUGGAACAAGGUAAAGCCCUUGCAGAAGAAGAAGGGCUGUUCUUUAUAGAAACCUCAGCCUUGGACUCUACAAAUGUGAUUGCAGCCUUUGACAUUGUGACAAGGGAGAUAUAUAACCACCAUGUUUCCAGCAGAACUAAUCUUUUCUGCUCCAAUUCUUAUAAGCCCCAACUAUCUGCCAAUCGCGUCAGCCUUGCUGGCAUUGCUCUUUCAAAUGGAACUCUCAAGAGCAAAUACAUGACCACAUGUUGCUCCAUAUAAUUUUUUGCUUUUUUUAUACAGUAUACGUUUCCCUCUACAUUUCAAAGAGAAAUACUAUCACAUACACCCUUUAUCCCAUUACUACUAUUCAUUCAUAAGUAAAAGUAAUGAUCAUCAUUAUUCUUACCUUAAUUUUUUAUAAAUUCUUUUAAAGUUAUUUAGUCC
This is a messenger RNA of Cuscuta epithymum, 1024 nucleotides long. NCBI's taxonomy places the organism in Eukaryota, Viridiplantae, Streptophyta, Magnoliopsida, Solanales, Convolvulaceae. The record is from the annotation of a GenBank genome assembly.